This is a messenger RNA of Schistosoma guineensis, 5190 nucleotides long. The record is from the annotation of a GenBank genome assembly. Lineage: Eukaryota; Metazoa; Platyhelminthes; Trematoda; Strigeidida; Schistosomatidae.
GUUAGUUGUGGAUACAUUAUGUCACCUUAGUUUUCUCCCGAUACAUAUAUGUCGGAUCCAUUAGUUUAGCCUUAAAUGAAGUUCGCUGAGAGACUGAAUGCUCAUCUCACUCCAGAAUGGAGGACUCAGUACAUAGAUUACGAUGAAUUAAAGGAACACCUUUAUAAAUAUACACAAGUUUUGGAAACUCUUCCGUGUAAGUUAGUUUUUUGUAUACAUCACUUUCAACAUAGUUUUCUCUGAGGAAGAGACCAAAGCAUUUUUGGAUGAAUGUGACGAAGAAUUUUUUAACCUAUGUGAAAGUGCCUUGAGGAAGAUUGAGGUGUUUUUUUCUGAGAAGAUUGCUGAAGCUAAUCGAAAGUUCACCACUUUAGUAGAUGAACUUGAUAACUACAUCGAGUCUACUCAUCAUAAAUCAAUCAGUUGGAUUACAGGUUCUAAAGUCUCACUUUCCAGAAGAUUAACAGAAUCAUUCGGAAGAGAAGGUGAUAAGUGUAGGGUGUCUGUAAGGGAAAAUGGUUCAACUAACACACCGAUGUGGAAUAAAAUCAGCAAAAUACAGUCUGAAGAAAACUCGGAGUUACGUCGCCGUCAGAGCCGUUCAAAACAGUCUGAAAAUCCGAAAUAUGAUGCCCAAAGAUUGGACAGAAGAAAGAAGACCUUUAGAAAGUUGCAUGAUUUGAAGCUAGCUUUCAGUGAAUUUUAUCUAAGUCUUGUUUUACUGCAAAAUUAUCAAUCCCUUAAUUUCACGGGAUUCAGAAAAAUAUUGAAAAAGCAUGACAAGCUUCUCCGCCGGAACACAGGACUACUUUGGCGGCAACAGGUGGUUGAGUGUGCACACUUCAAUACUAGUAGGGAGGUUGAUGACCUUAUCACAGAGGUUGAGAAUAUAUUUACGGAGAAACUAGAACAAGGUGAUAGACAAAAAGCCAUGAAACGGCUGCGAGUGCCUCCACUUUCCGAAAAGUAUAAUCCACGUGGUUUAUUCCUUUUUGGUUUGUUUUUUGGAGUUUUUCUGGCUCAGUUUAUUGUUAUAUUGUUAACUUGUAUAUUUUUACGCCCAUUACCACCACAUUAUCUCCCAGCUUUAAGAUUAUUUCGUGGAACAUUUCUCCUUAUAUUCUUUCUUUGUUUAUUUGGUGUAAAUACAUAUGGAUGGCGUUCAUCUGGUGUAAAUAAUGUCCUUAUUUUUGAAUUGGAUCCAAGAACACAUUUAGAUCAUUUUCAAUUAUUACAGAUUUCAUUCUUCUUUGCUAUGAUUUGGGGGUGUGCGCUGAUUUAUUUCUUAUUUAGUGAAGUACUACAUUCACCUGGAUAUGCAUCACCAUUGGUACUUGUUUCAUUCAUGACACUUUACUUAGUCAAUCCGUUUAGUUUUGCUCAUUCCAAAGCACGUCGUUGGUUAUUACGGGUAUUAGGACGAAUUAUCAGAGCACCAUUUGCAAAAGUUUCUUUCGCAGAUUUUUGGCUAGCGGAUCAACUAACUAGUUUAAGUUUCAUAUUUCCAGAUAUAGCUUAUUUUAUUUGUUUUUAUUCAUCACAAAUUGAUUGGGCUAAUGGAAUGAGUUACAAACCACAAAAUUCUUCUUCUUUGACAUUACCUUCACUAGUUAUGGGACAUAAUAGUCAAUAUUCUAAUUCAACACGUUUAACAAUUCCUUCUUGUGCUUCUCAUUCAAAUGAAAUUAUAGCUAAUAGCUGUCAAUGUGAAGGUAUUCUUUUCGGUUUGGAUCCAAUUUUAAAGGUGUUACCGUCUUGGUUUCGAUUUGCCCAGUGUUUGAGGCGUUAUCGAGACAUGGAUGUUAAAAAAGCCAAUCCUCAUUUAUUAAACGCAGGGAAAUAUUCUACAGCAUUUCUAGUAUCUACUUGUGGUGUCUGGCUGGCAUUCGAUCGAGGUACUUUGCCAUUGGUAGCUUAUAUUAUAUCUAGUAUUAUACGAUCUGGUUACACAUAUGCAUGGGAUAUUCUUAUGGAUUGGGGUUUAUUAGAUUGUCGGUCAGAAGAUAAACUAUUACGUGAUGAACUAGUCUACAGAUAUAGAGGUUAUUAUUUCUUUGCAAUAAUUGAAGAUUUUGUGCUCCGUUUAACAUGGAUCGCUCGUCUAAGUUUUGAACGUAUUGGAUUUGCACGGAUGGAAAUUAUCACAACAAUAUUUUUGACAACUGAAGUUAUUCGACGUUUUAUAUGGAAUUUCUUUCGUUUGGAGAAUGAACAUUUGAAUAAUUGCGGUCAAUUUAGAGCUGUUCGUGAUAUAUUUAUUACACCUCUACCUAAACGGCCGCCAAGAACAUCAUCGUUAACAACAUUUGGAAAUUCUAAUUCUCAUAGUGUAUUUAGUUCGAAAUUGGCUCGACCAAAUGUUCACUCGAAAUAUUCAGGGAAACCGGUUGGAUAUUCUCCGGAUGAUGGCCGAAGAAGUGUACCUGAUUUUACACGAGAUAAAUCUUUUAAUUCACCACAUAAACCCAGUCAUUUCCAAGCAUCUGACUCAUUAAGAUCUAGAAGAACAUAUGACGUUAAGGAUACUGAGCACGAAAACUAUUUAACAGAAAUUAAAACCUCUAUGGAAGACAACGAUUUGUUUUCACAAGAGGAAAAACAGGAAAAUCCAUUUCAUCGAUUUUGGAGACAUAUGAGAUCGUUAGGAAAAAGUUCAUCUCAUUCGAAACAUAGUAAUCAUCAAUUUGACGCUAAUUACGAGUUGUCGAUCAAUGAAAUCUCUGAUAACCCAAUCGAAAAUAAACCUACAUUUACCUUAUUUAUUGAUGAUGCAGAUGACAAUAAUCUUCCGAAUACAUCUAAUCAAAUGCCAGCUUCAUUUAAUUCCAGAGAGGAGCAUUCUUCAUUAGAGAAAUCAAAUGAAAUCUCACCAGUAAAAUCGAAUUCUAAUCAACCAAGUGCUUCUAAGUCUCAUCCUUAUAUAAGGGAAAGACGUGUUCUUAUACUGAAUCACCAGACAGAUAAUGAAUCUGGAGAACCUUAUGAAAAGUGCAGGCUUGAUCCGACUCAGGAGAUCAUAAAAGAUUAUUCAUCAUCUCCGCUAAAAAAAUUACCGCCGAAAUCUAUUUUAACAUCAGGUAGAAAGUUAGGUAUUUGUGAUCAUCAGCCGGUAGAUCAAUGUACAUUAAAUGUCGAUGACAAUGAGAAUAAAUCAAAUAAUCCAUGUGAUUCUGUAACCAAUUCUAAUCGUAAUGCAUUUGAACAAUUUUUGAAAAUGCAUGAUAAUUUAUCAUCUAUCAAUGAAUUAGGUCAUUCAAAUACGUCAGUAUCUCAUAUUAAUCAAGGUUUUGUUGGAUCUAAUCAACCGGACAAUGAAUUACCUAAUACAUUUAAUAAUAAUAAUACUGUAAUUAAUGAUUGUCAAAUAAUAAUAAGGGAUCCAUCACAUAUGGGAAUCGUUCAACAUGAAAAUGAGUCACAGUAUACUAUUCCUGUUACGUUGAUUUCUAACAGUGAAUCUAAUCAAAAUUUAUCAACUACUACACAACUAAUGGAUAGUAAACAUGGGUUAUAGAAUGAAAAAUGAAUUCAUUGAAAUUAUCAGUUCAUAAAGGAUACACACAGCAGAAUAGUGAAAACCUUGGUCAAUAUGAACCGCAAAUUCUCAAUAAGUUCAACUUUAAUUAUAGUUUUUAUGGUUCCAUAUCAAAUGUUAUUUAUCCUCACAAUCCGUUGACUCCUAGUCAGUGUGAGAAAUAUGUUUUAAAUGAGUCACAGUUCAAAUGUUAUUGUAGCAGAUGUUGCUUGCUCUUAUACUUCAUAUGUGUCAAGUGGAAUCCCUACUCAAUGCUAUGAUGAAUCAUUUGAUAUAACAAGUAUUUGCGAAACAGUACUGAAACCAGGAUACCCAGGAAUGAUGUCGUUCACACAGUGGAAAAAUUUAAAUUUAGUCUCCAAGUUUGACAGUUCGAAAUUCAAGGUAAGGCUUAGUGCCUGUGAUGGUAAAAAUGAAGAUUUAUUUAAAAUGAGAGCGGAUGAACCUGACACUGGCUCAAAAGUUCAUACUUACCUCAGGAAUCUGAGGUCAAACGAAGAUAAAAAGCGUGUCAAUUUCACCUCACCAAAAAUGUUAAAUAUGAUCAAAUUGCAUAAAACAUUCAGCGUUUCUGGAAAACUGUAUGAUAAGUCAUCACAUUUCAGGAUUUGUUGUAGCUAUCUAAAAAUACUCGGCAAAUCUGAUGAUAUCUAUCUCGUUUAUUUGGACAAAGUGAAUGUCAUAUACAAAAAGGUAAACCUUAUUUCAAUAAUUCAAAGUCAUUACUAUUGUGAUAUACCUAUAUGUAAAUUACAGCCGCCUACUGAUCCGAAUUGUUAUGAAGCACAUAUAAAUGUCCUGUUCAAAUGCUUUGGAGAAAAAGCAAGCCAACAUGAAUCACAAGUAUUGUUACUGACAAAUCGAAAUGUAAAAUGUGCUUAUUCGUAUUGUGAAUGGAAUAAUGGCAUCGUAUUUUUUCGUAUGAACGAUGGAAAAAUCAUCAAUUAUAUUAUUGCCCAUACAGGUCAAUAUCAUACAAAAGGAUCCUUCAACCUUUAUGUAUACCAACACACCCCUUAUACUUCCAUAUGAUGAAAGCGUAAGUAGUGUUGAGACAGUUCAGAUCAAUAAUCACAUUAUUUGUAACAUGCGUAUGUGAAGAUCUAACGUUGUUUCAUGGUGGAGGAAGAAUCAUAUAUGCAUUGAACGAAUGAACACAACAAGAAAUCAGAUGGUUCAAUAGAUUUCUUUUUCAAAUGAAGCUAAAAAAAGCUGAAGCAUGAUCGGACGAGAUCCCAGCGAGUACGAAAAAGUACAACAACCUUUCGAAUAGGCUCUCCACGGAAAACGUAUUCUUACGUAAUUCAUUAAAAAAGAAAGGGAGCUGAUAUGACGGGAUUAAAAAACGAAAUUACAUUCUUUUACUCAUUGUAAUCUUUGUUCAACAUUACUUCCGUUUUAAUUCAAUAUGAUAAUUACUCAAUGUAGUAUUUGGUUUUGUUUUCUCGUAUAACAUACGAUAUUCUAAUAUUCAGUUGACCUAAACUAUGUUCAGCAUAACAUGUACCAUGUGAUUCAGUUAUAACUCUGGGUAUUUUUCAUAUAUAUGAUUUCAUCCUAAUCAUUAAUUAGAAUGGGUAUACAAUCAAUAUAGAAAUAAGUUUAUUUUCGAUUAGAGUUGUUGUGUUUUAAGUUCAAUAAAUCAUCAUUUGUAC